CGACGACCGAAUCUAGAGCCUCUGGCCUGAGAUGGUGCACGUCUCUUACUAUCGGAAUUAUGGAAAGACAUUCAAAAAGCCACGUCGCCCAUACGAGAAGGAGCGUUUGGAUUCUGAGUUGAAGCUUGUGGGUGAGUAUGGUCUCAGGUGCAAGCGGGAGCUGUGGAGAGUCCAGUAUGCUUUGAGCCGUAUCAGGAAUAAUGCACGGAAGCUUCUUACCCUUGAUGAGAAGGACCCAAAGCGUAUUUUUCAGGGUGAUGCUCUUCUGAAGAGGAUGAAUCAGUAUGGGUUGCUGGAUGAGAGCCAAAACAAGCUUGAUUAUGUGCUUGCCCUCACAGUUGAGAAUUUCCUUGAGCGCCGUCUACAGACUUUAGUUUUCAAGGCUGGCAUGGCCAAGUCAAUCCAUCAUGCUAGAGUUCUCAUUAGGCAGAAGCACAUCCGAGUUGGAAGGCAGGUUGUCAAUGUUCCAUCCUUUAUGGUCAGGGUGGACUCACAGAAACACAUUGAUUUCUCACUGUCUAGUCCCUUCGGUGGUGGUCGUCCAGGAAGAGUGAAGAGAAAGAACCAGAAGGCAGCUGCAAAGAAGGCUGCUGGUGGUGAUGGAGAUGAAGAAGAUGAGGAAUGAGCAUUUCUUAAAUGAAUCUAGAAGCAUGAGGUUUAUGUGCUUGGUUUUUCUUUUCUGUUGUUUACCUCAUUUUGGAUGUUACCUGCCUGCCACCUAUGAUAUCAUUUUCUGAAAAUGAUUUUUGAUACUAUGUGUUUUGCUUGUAGUAUUUAUAUUUAAUUUUCUUAUUGAAUACUUGAGCAUUUUCUUAAUGUUAGCCUUUUCUAUAUCAUGCUACUUACGUAAUACUAUUACAGCCACAUCUCUCUCUUUCCAUCGCAACAAGUACAAAAAGUGACAAGUCUAGACUUAUUCAUUGACCCCAAAACUAACCAGAAUGCACUUGUCCAGUAGCACCUGGGUUUUGAUGCCUUGUCCAGUUGUCCGCGCAUGCUCUGGAUUUUAAGAAUAAAGACUUGUCUGACUUGCAAGCUGCUGCUAGUAGGCAUGGACUGGGACGGGUCUGAGCAUGCUUUGGGUCCGGGCAGGCUUCGGGCUGGGACUUGGCGGGCUCUGGGUCCCAAAUAAUCAAGCCCAGUACUGGACCGGGUAUGUACUGGUACUGGGUCAGGCUGACCUGUCCUAGCCCAAGGGUCCAAACCCAUUUUUUUUUGAAUAUUUGUCCAUUGUCCCCGGACCUGCCUCUUCCCAGUCGGCCUGGUCCAGUAAAUUCCAAUGCUGUAGCCUGCCUAUUUAUUCAAUUAUUCUUAUGGGUCCGGACCUGGUCCUGCUCAACCGAGCUGGGCCAGGACUACACAGUACUAGGCCGGGCUGAGUUCUGGGCCAGGUUUGCUUUAUUCCUAAACAUGUGUAGCGCACAUUACUUUAGCGUCGCCUAUGCCAGCAUUUGGAACGGCCUGGUGGUAGAUCUCAAAGAUGCAGAGCAAAAGAACACCACCACUCCAUGAAUCUAUUUAUCUAUGUGUUAUUUUAGCUAAACUAUGCAGUUAAAUAAUAUGCACAUGCACGAUACUAAGAAAAUUUCUAGGAACCCUCUUUUAUGUUGGCUUAAUUGUCUAAUAACAUGGGUUGCU
This is a messenger RNA of Cuscuta epithymum, 1638 nucleotides long. The record is from the annotation of a GenBank genome assembly. Lineage: Eukaryota; Viridiplantae; Streptophyta; Magnoliopsida; Solanales; Convolvulaceae.